GUUACUGUGAAGUCUGUGAACAAGCAACUAAUUGCAUGAGAAUCAUGAUGGGAGCGAAUUCUAGUGGGGAGCUAGUUUUUUGUGGAUCAUCAUCCUCGCCGCCAUCACCUCUUGCUCAUUCUCAAGAGGUAUGGACAAUGUAGCUCUAAAUGGUGUUAGGGAAGAGGAUGAAGCUGUGGCAGAGCUGAAGACAUCGCCUACAUCGCCCAUUUCAGAGAGAUUGGAGAGCGUAAGAAUGGCUGGAGUAGCUGACGACGAAUCGAUUAUGAAGUUUAUGAAGCUUGCUUUUAUCGAGGCUAGGGAAGCACUCGCAAGGCUUGAAGUGCCUGUGGGGUGCGUAAUUGUGAACGAUGGGGAGGUCAUUGGCCGUGGGAGCAAUUGCACUAAUGAGACAAGAAAUGCCACAAGACAUGCAGAAAUGGUGGCCAUCGACAUGGUGCUCUCCAAGUGGCAACAGUUAUCUGCAACACCCAAUGUUAACCCAUCAACUGAAGGGUUCCAACAAUGUGACUUGUAUGUCACUUGUGAACCCUGCAUCAUGUGUGCAGCUGCUCUCUCAUUGUCAGGAUUCCGGAAGAUAUAUUAUGGAUGUGAUAAUGAACGUUUUGGUGGAUGCGGAUCGGUCCUGGACAUACAUUCUGAUGGAUGUGCACCUUGUGGAUUGAGUCAUAAUGAAGCUGAAGAACAUGAAGAGCAAAAGACGAAAGGAUUCGAGUGCGUUGGUGGUUUCAUGGCUGAUGAAGCAGUGAAUCUUCUUCGGGGCUUCUAUGAGCAAGGCAAUCAGAAUGCUCCAAGGCCACAUAGACCUGUGCGCAUUGAGAGAUCCCUAUAACUUGGAUCCUCAUAGGUAACUUGAAGUUGAUAUAACUGGUAAAGGUUUGAUAUAAAACCAGCAUUUUCGUUAUUGUCGGUGCAAGAAACGAUUGUUGACUUUGAGAGCCACAGGAAAGGAAACAAGGGCAGCAUGUAACCAGGCUGAAAAUUUUGGAAAUGUACUAAGAGGAAGGUAAUGAGGAGUAUUGUAAGAUCUUGGAAUUGUUUAUAAAAUGUAUGCAGACAAGCAGCUUUGUAUGUCUAUCUCUAAGCCUUUUAUGUACUGCGGCUUUUUCCUUAUUUGGUCUUUCUCUAUGCAGCAAAGCUGCUUUGAAAGCAGGGAAGCUAGUGAAUUAAUUGAUUUGCUUUUACAAUGUU
This is a messenger RNA of Physcomitrium patens, 1191 nucleotides long. Its product is annotated as tRNA-specific adenosine deaminase TAD2. Gene Ontology annotation, biological process: tRNA wobble adenosine to inosine editing. The record is from RefSeq and is a predicted model, not a curated record. Lineage: Eukaryota; Viridiplantae; Streptophyta; Bryopsida; Funariales; Funariaceae. Gene Ontology annotation, molecular function: tRNA-specific adenosine-34 deaminase activity; zinc ion binding.